AUGACUCCGUCAGAUGCGAUCAAUGUCUCUCAGCAGUAUCAAAAAACUCGUUUUCCGCAAGAUUAUGUCCUUUCAAACGGGGGUGCUGCCAAGUAUAGGGUCCAUCACGAACAGUGUUCUAGUGCUGUGACUUCACACAGCGAUCAGAGACUUUCAAAGGCCUGUACUACCAAGAAUGUUGUCAGCGUUUCGCAGCGUUAUCGCGAGACUCGAUUCCCUCGUGAUUACACUGUUCUAAACUCAGAAGCUUCACAAUAUGUGGUACACGAAGUAAACGAGGAAGAACAAUCUACAGAAGAUAGAGUCAACACCCGAACAUCCUCAACGACUCCUACACUGCUCACCAUCUAUGUUACCUCCUCCCAGCCGACACAAAACCUAGCGGCAACAACAUUUAUCAGGAUGGAAGGUCGGGCUGCGCUUGCGCAUGGGGCCCAACUCGGUGGAUUUGCCUUAUUCUACCAAGGCAAAUGUAGCACGUCUUCAACUUUGACGUUGUGGUGUCAUGUUUUGAUAAACUUGCUUAGCAGUGCGCUGCUCAGUGCGAGCAAUUACUGCAUGCAGAUUCUGAGCUCUCCAACACGCUCCGAGAUUAACAAAGCGCAUUCUCAAAAACGUUGGCUGGAUAUUGGGCUUCAAAGCAUGAAGAAUUUGAGGAACAUCUCCCCAAAGAGACGGAAAAUGUGGUGGCUGCUGGUACUGAGCUCAGCACCCUUGCACUUGAUGUACAACUCUACAAUCUUCUCGAUGUCGGCUGCACACGAAUACUUUGUCGCCCUUGUUGUUCCAGGCUUCCUGUCUCCUCAACUGGCCCUAGAUGCGACAGCGAACUUGAGUUUGAGUUCCGAUAUACUUACACUUCACGAUCGACUCCAAAACACCAGCCUGACCUUUGAACAACUAGAUACUUUGGAUUGCUUCAAGGACUAUUCUCAGAGAUACGUUACUGAUCGAAGUCAUUUGAUUGUGGUGCUGCAAGAGAAUUGGCAGACAAUGGACACCUUCUUAUGA
This is a messenger RNA of Mollisia scopiformis, 1011 nucleotides long. RefSeq lists its product as uncharacterized. Bases 1 to 1011 code for a protein of 336 amino acids. The record is from RefSeq and is a predicted model, not a curated record. The transcript is spliced from 3 exons. NCBI's taxonomy places the organism in Eukaryota, Fungi, Ascomycota, Leotiomycetes, Helotiales, Mollisiaceae.